UCCUCAGCAUAACCACUGCCUGCACACCUACACCAAGCAGACGGAGGAGAGGAGACUUCCACAGAGCAGUUACGAGGCAGAGAGAAGGUGACAUCCCAUCAUCUCCUGGUCUCCAGGCUGCCCUUGUCGUGAGGCGUCCCUGAUAUGACCCUGUUUAAGAGUGAGCACCGCAGUCAACGAUACAUGAGCAUGAGUGGUGAACUGAAGACAGGAUGUUACAGGACAUCCAACAAGAGACCCAGCAGCACUCUCUAUGGGUCUGAGUACGAUCUGGACUAUGACUCCUACCAGGAGGACUACUAUGACAGAGUAUAUGACUACCAGCGUGUUCCAGCCUCAAUGCCUCCCUUGGGACAGGGCCCCAGUGAGGCUAAACGGCCCCGAUCUUCAUCCACCUCCUCUAGGCACAGGCACAGCCGAGACAGGCCCCUGUCCAAGAGUUUCAGAGCUCACAACACAGGCAACAUUAGGGCCAAGUUGAAGAUGAAUGAGCUGCAGGUGAUAAAGAAGGAGCUGACGCUGAUAAAGACCCAGAUAGAUGGGCUGCUGCACAGCCUGGACAGGAUGGACUCACAGAGCAGGGACCACACAGGGUCUCCCUUGAGAGAGGACAGUCUAGCGGGCUCCCCGUAUCCCGCCUCAGCCAGCAGCCCCAGCUCCCUCUCUCCUUCUCCCUCCUCCCCCCGGAGCCCCCGCCGCCGUGCCCAGAGAGAGAGCCCUGAACUGGGGGAGGCCAGUGACGAUGAUCACCACACGAUAAACAAGCAGAGCUCUGGUCCUGAGGAUGAGAUGUGAGGAAGGAGACCAAGCAGAUGGAGUCUCUGAUGUGGAGGAAGAAAGCAGCUGUCUUGUAUUAUUUUAGACCACAUGAACUCCUUUGCUAGCUAGCGUUUUUGUAGGCCUACGAUGUAUCCUGGGUACCUGUGAAAUAUGCACACAGACAGAAAUCUACACAUCAUCACAUACCUACUGUGUUCACCUGGACUGUCUGAAGACACACUGACCACUCAGUCUCAGUUGUUUCUUUGUCUCCAAUCUUUCUCUCUCUUCCUCCUAUGUCCUCCCUCUUUUUCUCCUCGGCAGACAUUAGCUCCUUUUUUCAAGCAUUAGAUCCUCUCUUCAUACAAAAUGAAAGAGAGAAAGAGUGGGAGAGAUAAAGAGGUUAUAUGCUGAAGGUAAUUAUGAGCCAGACGUGAAAAAAUGAACUUGUUGAUAUUCCUGAUUAGAAUUUAGUAUUGUAUUCUACACUAGUCAAAAGCGAGAGAUAACAGUGGCCCCUUUUUAAAGAAGGCCAACAAUUGUGUAACAUUUUUACUAAUCGAAAUAAACAAAAUCAGAGGUUAAAACACACACACCUUGCCUUCCACACUCCCUUUGUCCCAUCUCUUCUUAAAUGUGUCUGGUGGGAUGUCUGUUACCAAGGAGACGCCUGGGCACAUCUGUAAUAUUGUGCUUUAAUGUCUUUCUUUUCUGUUUUUGGUAUGUUUUCUAUCAUUUUAGCAUUUUAUUUUAGGGGGUUGUAUUUCUUUCUUUAAAAGAGCAAAGAUAAAAGUCUUUAAAUGUUUUAUUAAAAUUCUAGUGGUGUCAAAUGUU
Messenger RNA from Osmerus eperlanus (European smelt), 1593 nucleotides. RefSeq names its product RNA-binding Raly-like protein. NCBI's taxonomy places the organism in Eukaryota, Metazoa, Chordata, Actinopteri, Osmeriformes, Osmeridae. Bases 145 to 795 code for a protein of 216 amino acids. The transcript has 7 exons. Gene Ontology annotation, cellular component: nucleus. Gene Ontology annotation, molecular function: RNA binding. The record is from RefSeq and is a predicted model, not a curated record.